CGGCUGUUAGCCUUGUUGGCUCAUAACCACUGCUGAGAAAUCCAAAGGAAGGGCAUAUCUCACUGUUGUGACACAUUUCUAUAUGUAUCAAUACCUCUCUCGUCCACUCUGACUUUUCCUGAAUUUCACUCGCCAGUAGCCCGCUACAUCACAAUGAGUAAAGCAAAGACAGUAUGUAUCAUAGGUGAGCAUCUCAACCAACAUCUGGGAACACUUGUCUAAUUCUUCAGGGGCCGGACCAUCCGGUAUCGUCGCUGCCAAAACCUUAGUACACGACCACCCCAAGAACACCUUUCACGUGACCAUCUUCGAGGCUCUGGAUCGAAUCGGAGGCUUAUGGCCAGUUUCUGAGAAAGACGACGGGAUAGUCAAUCCUGAUAUGUGUACAAACCAAAGUCGACAUACUGUCAGCUUUAGUGGGCUGGCAUGGCCGGAAUCAACGCCCUCCUUUCCGAAGGCUUGGCAGGUUGGGCAAUAUCUUGAACGAUAUAUUGAGAAGUAUCCUGGUUAUGAGAUUCGCAAGAAUACCAGGGUUGUCAAAGCGGAUUUGAGGGAUGGGAAAUGGACUGUUCAAACACGAAAGGGGACCAAAGAAAGCUCUGAGGUGGUGGACCAAACGCAUGAGUUUGAUCAUUUGAUUGUGGGCACGGGAUUCUUUGGGAAAGCAAAAAUACCCAAAAUUCUUGAAGGCUUUGCGAAACCUGUGGUUCAUAGCUCCGAAGUUCGAGAUAUAAAGGAUAUACUCGUGAAGAGUAGUGGGUCUUCAAGCUCAUCCGGAAAACGGAUUGUGGUGGUCGGUGGACAAAUGUCCGGAGUUGAAAUCGCGGCUGCAAUCGCGUCCCAAUUAUCUUCUGCUGAGAACUCUCCUGAAGAAAGCUCCAUUCCAAAUAUCUCGGAGUACACCAUUACCCAUGUAGUUCAAAAUCCUCUUUGGAUCAUGCCUCUUUUCUUUCCUAAAGACCCGGUCGUCGACGUUGCAGGCUCGCAAGAGAAGGUUUGAAGCUUUCCUUUUGUCGAGAACCACUGAGAAUUCUAACUUGUAUCAGGCGCAAAACUCAUCUCCUGAUUUCUUGCCCGUAGAUCUUGUUGCAUACAACUUAGGAUGGAAGCCUCCCGGUCCUUUGCAAAACACAUCCGGUCACAUCUCAGUAGAAGCAGCAAACUUGACACAUACUUUCAUGAACACCUACAUCGGCAGUGAUCAAAGCGAAUACUCGGAACAUCUUGCCAUGAUUGGAGAAGUUCGUGAUUUCACACCAUACGUGACAGUCAGUGACAGCUACCACGAAUUCGUCCGGUCUGGCAAGAUCAACACCUCUAAAGGAAAAGUUCUAGGUGCAGGCAAAGAGGCCCCAGAAGGUCUUCUUCUCCAAGACGGCGAGAAUCAGAGUCAAAUAGAUGACGUGGCUGCCGUAGUCUUAGCUACAGGUUUCGACGCAUCUCCCUCUCUCGAUUUCUUCUCACCAGAACCUCUUCAGCAUUUACAAUUCGGCCCUACCAGUGAUGCAUUUCCACUUGCACUCAACAUCCACUCCACAAUCAACAAGGCAUUUCCUUCACUCGGGUUCGUAGGUUUUUACCGUAGUCCCUACUGGGGCGUAAUAGAAAUGCAAGCUCGCUACCUCUCUGCCCUGUGGACCGGCGAUUCAAAAGCCUCAGAAGCACUAGCCUCAGACACAACCCUAGAGUCCAUGCUUGCGCUGCGAACUGAUCCUCGCAGAGCACAAUUCCCAAUGGGAGAUUACGCCUACCUCAUGGAAUCAUUCAGCGAAAUCCUCUCCAUACCACGUACCGAGCCUUCCGAUUCAACAGGACGAACGGGACUCGUCCUCCCAGCACGAUACGUCUCCCCCACCGCCUCAGAAACAGAGAAGCACGAAGCAUCCACCGCCCUCUCCAUCAUCGACAAACUAGUCACCGACUCCACCACUGCAGGGAAAUUCGUCGCCCGAGCUGCAUUCCGCGCCAUGCAAGGCGACUGGAAACUUACCCGAAAAAUCACCAGUCGCAUCGCUUCCUACCCCUCUGGCACCCUCACAGGAAACGCAUACUUAAAGCCCCGCGCCCCCACGGACAAAGACGCCGAUAUGGAGUACCUCUACCUCGAAACCGGGUCCUUCGCCGCAGACAACGGGCUGACCUUCACCGCAAAAAGGAGUUAUGUGCAUCGCUACACGGAGUCUACAGAUACUUUAUCCGUCUGGUUCACGAAGGCGGAUCACAGGACUGUAGAUUACUUUUUUCAUUCCUUGCAAUUUGUUGCUGGUUCUGGGUCUGAGAGUAGCAAGACGGGGAAGGAACCCUGGAAGGCGAAUUCGAGUCAUCUUUGUAUUAAGGAUUUGUAUGAUGUUGAGUAUGAAUUCUUUUUUUCGGGGGCGGGAUUGAGGGAGUGGUCUAUGGAGUAUACUGUUAGGGGUCCCGCGAAGGAUUAUACAAUCAGGAGUGUGUAUCGUCGGUGAAUGAGAGGGUAUGAGUUCUGGAUGUUUGAAUGGAGGGGGCUUAGAUGGGAGACGUUAGAAGGAGAAAUUAUCUUGGUAGAUGAAAGACUUGUGAUUGUUGGAUGAUAUGAAAAUCAUAUUCCCGUAUCCUAUGUCACAACGAUACGUCUUUAAAUAAUACCUAGUGAACAGAAUCUAGGUAAAACCAAACCUACAGCAUUAACCAAAGUGCGUUACCUGUCACCAUUACAAGAAUCUCUUCUUAAUAUUCCACACCAUAAAAAUAUAAUGGACGUAAUUGUUACUCUCUACACAUCUAGCUUAUUAUAAAACAUACCAUUACCCCAAAAUUCUCGUAUAACUAAGUUUCUUAAAUAUAUACCUCAGAAUAAUUAACACUUUUUACAUUAUAUUUACCUACGUAUACGAAGAAGAUUAAUUUUCUUAGACUAGACUUCUGGCAUAAUCUUUUCUUUUAAGUUAUUUAGAGUAUUAACCAGGUUUCUUAGAUAAAUUAACCUCCCUGCUUCGCUAACGUAUUCUUUUAGGAUAAAAGCCCUCUUCUUCCUUCCUUCCUUUCUUUUAUCUUCUUCAACUCAGAAGUCGAAUGGAACCUGGCUCACAAUAUUGUACCACCCAUGCCACAUCACAUAUUCGACAGGUGCUUCGAGCAUGGUGCUUGGAAGAAGGCUACUAGACGCAGCCGGGGGGUCUUACUCCUUCUAGCAUUCUUAACCGUCUCCUCUCCGUCCUUCCUCCUGGAUCACAACAUUGUCCCACCCAUGUCAUACAACAUAUACGACAGAUGCUUGAAAGAAGGCUGCCAGGUCACAAGAA
Hymenoscyphus albidus is the source of this 3275-nucleotide messenger RNA. The record is from the annotation of a GenBank genome assembly. NCBI's taxonomy places the organism in Eukaryota, Fungi, Ascomycota, Leotiomycetes, Helotiales, Helotiaceae.